ACCACUGGCACUUUCCAAAAAGUAUUCUAGCACUCCAGUGGGUGAAAAUCAUUCUGUUACUUCCAGCAACAUGCAGUGGGGUUGUCUGUUUCUGGUCUGCGCUGCCUUUGUGACUGUAGAGUCCACCGUUGAGCGUCGUAGCAGAUCUUGCCGGUACCUCCAACGAUGUCUCGACUCUUACAACAGCUUUCCUGACCCAACUUCUCCGGCAGUGCUGACAAACAUGUCUACGUCCGGAGGAAUCGCUGGGUUUUGCCAAGCCACCCGCCCACUGCCCCGCUGUGUCGUCUCCCGGGUGCGGCGCUGCCAUCACAGCAGGACAGCCAACAAGGCCAGGGUAGCGGCCUCAGUGACCAUGUACCUGUGUCGUCCCUCUACCAGAGCAGAAUUAGUCCACUUAUCGGAAAUUCUGCAAGCUGGCUCGACCUGUUUGGACAAUCCUGCAGUGGAGGGGCAAAUAGAUGCUGAAGUUGACGGUUGUAUGGCCGAACUCGACCGAGCUAACGACGAUUUAAUGAUUGAAAUUGAACUCGGACUAAAGACAUUGGAAGACAUGUGCCCACUGACACAAGAAUUAGUUUGGUGCUCUGUGGCAGCCUUUGCAGUGCAUUGCCACCCGCUCCUCGUGGACUUCUUCGACGGUGUUUUGUCGCACGCACUGGAAGCGGCCACUUACCAGAUAGGCUGCUCACUGGAGGGCACUCGUCACACAA
This is a messenger RNA of Aplysia californica (California sea hare), 713 nucleotides long. RefSeq lists its product as uncharacterized. Lineage: Eukaryota; Metazoa; Mollusca; Gastropoda; Aplysiida; Aplysiidae. The record is from RefSeq and is a predicted model, not a curated record.